UCAUGUUCCCUCACGUGGAAGUUGCAUCAUGGGAGUUUAUGUAAAAUCCAAGAUGGCAGCGGCCUGUGUCAGAAGGCUGGGUAAGGUCGGUAGGCUUGUUCUGGAUAGUCCUGCAUGCCGGACAGUGAAAUGUCAUGCCUUAUUGCCGCGAAAUUCUCUCAAUGGACCCAGACGGGCUUACGGAACCGGUACGGAGGGAUUCACGUCCAGACCCCUGAGGAACUUUUCGACCCAGCUGCGCAGCGCCAGGGUGCUGGGAUGCGCGUUCUUGCUUGGUGGUGGGAUGGGUCUGUACCAGACCAUUAAAUUAACUUUCCAGCGUCACCUUGCAGAAGAAGAGGAGAAGUCAGCUGCUGCCAGUGGAGAGGUGAAGUUGACCCUGUACCAGUACAAAACCUGCCCCUUCUGCAGCAAGGUGCGAGCAUUUUUGGACUUCCAUGGGUUCCAAUAUGAGAUUGUGGAGGUGAACCCCGUCAUGCGGAAGGAGAUCAAGUGGUCCAGCUACAGAAAAGUGCCCAUUCUGAUGGUGAAUGAGUCCAUACAAUUGAACGACUCCUCUGUCAUUAUCAGCACUUUGAAAACCUUCUUAAUCAGCAGGGAGAAGACCAUUCCUCAGAUCCUGGAAUGCUACCCAGAGAUGAAGUCAACGAAUGACAGCGGGAAGGAGGUGACGGAGUUCAAUAACAAGUACUGGAUCAUGGUUGGAGGCACAGAGGAGGAGAAGCUCUACCCUGAAAAGGGCUCCAGGAAAGAGGAGAUCAAAUGGCGCAAGUGGGCCGAUGACUGGCUGGUCCACCUCAUCUCCCCAAACGUCUACCGUACACCCAACGAGGCCCUGGCAUCCUUCGACUACAUUGUGCGCGAGGGAAAAUUUAGCACCUUUGAGGGCUUCUUCGCCAAGUACGUCGGAGCAGGCGCCAUGUGGAUCAUCUCCAAGAGACUUAAAAAUAGACACAACCUGCAGAAUGACGUGAGACUGGACCUGUACAAAGCUGCAAACGACUGGGUGGCAGCUGUGGGCAAAAACAGGAAAUUCAUGGGCGGCGAAGCCCCCAACCUGGCAGACCUGGCCGUCUUUGGGGUCCUGAGAGUGAUGGAGGGGCUAGAGGCGUUUGACGACAUGAUGGAGAACACCAAGAUCAAGCCCUGGUACAAACGCAUGGAGAAGGCCACGCAUCACAAGGAGCCGCAGCAGUGACCUCACCGUCGCCAUGGACACCGGUGGCCAAUGGAACAACAUUCUGACAACAUGGCACUUCCUGGAUCUGAUUGCGGCCACUGCUAACGCAGUUGUAAUAACGCUGUAUUUUUUUUCUUUUGUUGUUUUUCCUUCUACAUUGACUUGCUUUGAAAAAGCUUUCUCUGUCCCCUGCCCCCGAUAAAAAAAGACAUUUAAAGCUACAAUUCAAAUGUAUUGUGAGGGAAAAUGUGAAUAAUUUCAUGUUUAAUAUUAAUACUGUGUCAAAGCAUUAUCAGAUGUUAACUCAUUCAUUUCUAUGCAUCUCUUACUGAGGUCUUUAUGAGCUUAGGGUUUAAUAAAUGAAUGAAUGUAAUGCAAACCCCAAUGGGUCCAUGUAGUGGCUUUGAAAAGGUUCACACAGGGGGACUUUGACACGUCUUUCUGACAGUCUUAGCGUGUUUUUGAUGAAUGCAUUUUUUUUUCAUCUGUGGAGGUUUGACAGCUUUUCAUUUUGUCUCAGUAAAUCAACGGUUUAAUUUCGAGACUAGACUAUGUCAGAACUAGACUAAGGCCAAUGGGUUUUUGCUAACAACCUAUAUUGAGUUCUGUUGUCUUUUGCCGCCUUCAGGUAUGUCCGGUUUUCACCUUUUUUUUCCAUGUCUACCUCCAAUUUUUCUAAAGUCAGGAAUCAACAUUUUGUCACUUCAAGACUUGUUUUGUGAGUGUGAGUGAUGACUGCUACUUACAUAGGCCCUACAACAGAACUAAAGACAUUUGACAUUGGAUCGGUUUUCAGGAAUGCCACAGAUAUCUGAAAAGUUUGGUUGUAUUAAAAAUAAAUAUGAGAUGGGGAGAUUCCUGUCAAUCAUGAUUUUCCCCUUGAUUGGUGAGGAGGAGGUUGUCUUGUAUGCAUUGCCCCAAAGUACUGAAGGAAUGAUUUAUUACCUGUUAAUUUAAAGAGGAUCAGUAAUAAAAGAGCAAGAGAGAAUAUAA
Molecule: messenger RNA, 2173 nt
Organism: Engraulis encrasicolus (European anchovy)
Lineage: Eukaryota; Metazoa; Chordata; Actinopteri; Clupeiformes; Engraulidae
Gene: ptgesl
Product: prostaglandin E synthase 2-like
Exons: 7
Coding region: 29-1198 (389 amino acids)
Cellular component (GO): mitochondrion
Molecular function (GO): prostaglandin-E synthase activity
Source: RefSeq, a predicted model, not a curated record